Molecule: messenger RNA, 921 nt
Organism: Cordyceps fumosorosea ARSEF 2679
Lineage: Eukaryota; Fungi; Ascomycota; Sordariomycetes; Hypocreales; Cordycipitaceae
Product: Zinc finger, RING-type
Exons: 1
Coding region: 1-921 (306 amino acids)
Source: RefSeq, a predicted model, not a curated record
AUGAGUCAACAGCAGCAGCAACAGCUUCCUUUUGGUUACCUCGCGCAGAUGGAGUCGUACUUUUCCACCGUCAACGCCUUCACGGCGGCCCCUGCGACGAAGGCGGCGAUCAUCCCCGCCCGCCAGCAACCACCACCAGCCCCGCUGCCGCCGACCAACACCACCACCAGCAACCUGCCGGACUGCUUCCGCACGCUCCGCUGCGACGGGUGCGAGAUGCUCUUUACUGAAGCCGGCACGGACGAGGCCCGGUGGACGUUUCCCUGCGGCCACGUGUACUGCGCCGAAUGCAUGCGUCGCGCGCGGUCCGCCGCGGAGCGCACCAACGUGCACGCACUUUGCCGGCGGUGCUCCAACAUUGUCGUGCGCAAGCGCGACAACGCACCAUGCGCUCACCCGAUCCCGAUCGUCUCCUUCAACGCCGCCAGCCGGGCGACGGGGGAGGGCUUCGCCGGCCUGCCGGACAGGUACAGGCUGGCGCUCGGCCAGCGGACGGGUCCCAAGUGCCAGCUGUGCUGGCUGGCGGCGCGCCUGCAGAGCCUGACAUUCCGCGCGGCGGUGCGCUGGCCGGCGGUCGCCGAGUCGGGCUUCCCGGGGGAGCUGUUCGCGUGCGUGCAGGUGGACAGGCGCCGCAUCGUGCACGGCAUGCGCAGGGAGCUGCCGGAGGCCGAGGUCGACCCGGAGGACGACGUGGAGCUGGGGAGGGGGGUGCGGUCGGUGCGCGAGGAGCUGGCGCGCCUGGCGUCGGAUAUCUGCGGCGGCCUGGGACAGGUCCCGAUGGAGCCCAACUUUGACCCGCGGGGGGAUAUCGUAGUGCAGUACCGCCUGCGAGGCUUUGGGCGCUGGGUGAGGGAGAAUGGGAUGGAUGAGGGGGCCCUGCCGGUCGGGCUGCGGGCGGCGGUGUAUGGGGAGUGGGCGUGA